CAGAAAGUGGGAGCAAAAGUCUUCACAUUUGCCGCCAAACGCGUUGAAGGCCACAAUGCUACUGCUCAAGUGGUGAGAGGGAAUGUGUCUUCAAUAUUCUCCAACUCCAAGUUUCGUUUGAAAAUUCAGAUAACACUUCGCAGUACUUUAGCUGACAUCAACGGAUUACUAGGUUGCUCAAGAACUCGACGGAAGCUUGCCUUUCAGGAUCUUGAUGUGGAGAUGAGAGGUGGAAGCCACGAAAAUGACUCUCAUUCCCUUCUCACACCAGAUCAAUUAAUGACCUCUGGCUGA
Messenger RNA from Rodentolepis nana, 294 nucleotides. NCBI's taxonomy places the organism in Eukaryota, Metazoa, Platyhelminthes, Cestoda, Cyclophyllidea, Hymenolepididae. The record is from the annotation of a GenBank genome assembly.